Messenger RNA from Amphimedon queenslandica, 2290 nucleotides. RefSeq names its product multiple epidermal growth factor-like domains protein 11. The record is from RefSeq and is a predicted model, not a curated record. Gene Ontology annotation, molecular function: protein binding. NCBI's taxonomy places the organism in Eukaryota, Metazoa, Porifera, Demospongiae, Haplosclerida, Niphatidae. The transcript has 18 exons. The coding region runs from base 51 to 2126 and encodes 691 amino acids.
GUUUUGAGCCACGCCCUGCCGCAGUUUUGCAGCUCACAGAAGAUACAGAAAUGUCUCAAAAGAGGAAAGGGUGUCUGUCUCUUUUGGUUAUACUGAUCGUUCUAACUCUCAAUGGUAGAUCUAAUGCUCAAGCAACAAAUGGUUCGUGUGUAGCUGCUGGUUUUAGUACCUGUUGCAGCGUGGGCAACUCUGCAAGCUGUUAUGGGCUUCCACAUAAUUGCUAUUGUGAUCACCUUUGCUAUGAGUAUAAUGAUUGCUGCACUGACAUUGGCAGCGUUUGUGCAGGUACUUUUCCUCCUGAUCACGGCUUUGAUAAUGGUACAUGUGCUGGAAUGAAUUACAAAAGUUGCUGCAUACCAGGGACUAAUGUCUCACUCUCCUGUCAUGGAUCUGAUGGUGUCUGCUAUUGUGAUCAAUCCUGUCACUUUUUUGGCGAUUGCUGUACAGACAUUGAGCAAUACUGUCCUUCAGUCAACCCAUCAAGCACAUUAGGCUCCUGUGUGGCAGUGGGAUAUGAUGGCUGCUGCAAUCCGCAGUCAGGUGUCAUAUGCUAUGGAUCAAGUGGUCCGCAGUGCUAUUGUGAUGAACUCUGCUUUACUUAUAAUGACUGUUGCCCUGAUGUUGCUGCUAUUGGCUGUUUGGCACCUACUGUUAGCCCAACUGUCAAUCCAGGAGCUGGUUCUUGCAUAGCUGCUGGUCAUUUGUCAUGCUGUGUACGAUCCUCCUCCAACACAUGCACUGGUAGCAAUGGACUCUGCUCCUGCAGUGCUGACUGUUAUGAUAGUGGGAACUGCUGCAAUGACAUAUCUCAAAUUGGAUGUGCUACUCCAACUCCAACAGAUAGUCCCUGUACAGCAGCAGGAUAUAAUCAGUGUUGUCACCCACAGAUUUAUAAUGGCUCUUGUUCUGGUAAUCCACCCAUCUGUUACUGUGAUCAGCUCUGCUUUUCUUUUGGUGAUUGUUGCAGUGAUGUCACUAAUAUUGGAUGCAUUGAGCCAAGUGUCAUACCUCCUGCCCCUAAUGGAUCGUGUGUUGCAAAGUAUCCAACUUGCUGUCAGCCAUCAGCAAAUAACACAUGCCUGGGCUAUCCAAGUAACUGUUACUGUGACGCACAGUGUCACAACUAUGGUGACUGCUGCGACGAUAUUGCUGACAUUGGCUGUGACAGUGUUCAAAGUUCUUGUGCGGGAUACACCUCGUGUUGCGUUGAUGAGGACUUGACUUGUGUUGGUUAUCCAGAGCCAAAUUGCUACUGUGAUCAAGCAUGUACUCUAAGAGACGACUGUUGUUAUGAUCAGAGUCAACUAAAGGAAUGCACUGAACCAACAAUCCCGGGACCUGUUAACAAUUUGAUGGCAAUGUCAUCUGGUCCAAAUUCCUUCUAUGUGAUGUGGGAUCCGCCCACGCACCCUAAUGGAGUCUCCCAUUACAUUAUUAAUGUCAGUAAUUACUCUGGAGAGGGAGAUAAUAGGCUCAGAGUUCAGCUAACCAUACAAGUACUUGAGGAAAUAGUCACUCAACUCUUGCCUUUCAAGCCUUACAAUGUAACUGUGUAUGGAAUAAACAUUGAUGGUAAAGGCAUUCGAAGAACUGUCAUCAACUUCACUCAAGAAGGAAUACCAACACAGGCUCCUGAUAAUGUAAGGAUUACACGCUCUGGUACUACACUCACUGUAUCCUGGAGCCCUUUAAGUCUUGAGGCAGCAAGAGGCUUCCCGAUGUACAUGGUCCAGUAUUUUCCUUCAACCAAUUUAAACCAAAUAGUGACACUCAAUACAACAGGGACCUCAGUAACCAUCAGUAAUGUCAAUGCUAGGAUAAGUUAUGGUGUUAAAGUAGCUGCUUUCACAAAAGGAGGUGUAGGGAGCUUAAGCAAGACUGCUUAUGAAGGAGGGUUGUCCAGCCCCAGGUCUCAUAUUAGCGUUUCACUGGUUGUUGGUGUCAUUGUUGGUGCUGUGGCUGCUCUUGCUGCAAUCACAGUUGUUGUAUUUGUUGCUCUUCUGUUAUUCAAAAGAAGAGGGAGGAGAAGUGGCUCAUACAAGUUCAAAAAGCUUUUGACUACAGCUACAGCUAAUGAUGACUAUGAUGAUGGAGACGAUGAUGAUCACGACUCUUAUGAUGAAUAAGGGAAAAGGUUUUUAUAACACAACUUCUUUACUUUAUUAUAAAUUUGCACACUAAUUUUGCCAUUUUAUACCCACACAUUUCUAUAUUAUUUUGCUGCUGGUCCAAAAAUAUUUUAGAUAAUUACUGUUAAUAAGUUGAUGUUGAUAGCUUGUUUAUAAGUUAA